This is a messenger RNA of Platichthys flesus (European flounder), 3078 nucleotides long. RefSeq lists its product as uncharacterized. The coding region runs from base 154 to 834 and encodes 226 amino acids. NCBI's taxonomy places the organism in Eukaryota, Metazoa, Chordata, Actinopteri, Pleuronectiformes, Pleuronectidae. The record is from RefSeq and is a predicted model, not a curated record. Gene Ontology annotation, biological process: negative regulation of BMP signaling pathway. The transcript has 3 exons. Gene Ontology annotation, cellular component: AMPA glutamate receptor complex. Gene Ontology annotation, molecular function: protein binding.
GCAGCCCGGGCACAGCGCUGCUGGAGGGAGGACGCACGGACCGAGCUUCAUCCAACAAUGGAGGGAACUUUUACCCACUGAUCCCAGCUGCUGUGGAGGUUUCCCCCUCGCCUCAUCGUUAACUUCUGCCUUGUUCUGGACUAAGUGAGAUCAAUGAUGGCACAAGUUUCCAGGGAGCGUCUCUCGGUGGCGCGCAGGAUACGCGCGGGGCUGUUGGCACUGGUGCUGUGUGCGCAGGCCGGGUUUGGGUUCUCCGUCGCCGGGCAGCAGGACAGCACCUGCGAGGCCAACGGCAGCCUGUACUACGUCGGGGAGUGGUACUUUCUGGACUCGGACCACUGCACCCAGUGCGAGUGCACGGCCGAGGGGUCCGCGUGCGCCCGCACCGAGUGCACCACUCUGCCGGCGGCGUGCAUCCAUGUCAGCCACUACCCCACCGACUGCUGCCCCAGGUGCGAGAAGAUCGGCUGCGAAUACCGAGCUGUGGUGUACGAGCUGGGACAAAGCUUCCAGCCGUCAGAAUGUGAGCAGUGCACUUGUGACAGUGACGGCAUCGCCCGCUGUCUGGUUGCAGACUGCGCCCCCCCACCGUGCGUCAACCCCAUCUACGAGCCUGGAAAGUGCUGCCCUGAAUGCAAGGACGGUCCCAACUGCUACACUGACGCCUCCCGCCAUCAGGUGAUUCCUGCAGGAGAGCCCGUGUGGGUCGACUCCUGCACCAAGUGUCGCUGUCAUGACGGCCAGGACGCCGGCUACUGGGAGGGAAACCGUCUCGCCACCUGUUCCCGCCUCAAGAACUGCACACCUGAACAGCCGUCCGCCCAGCACAACUGAUCCGGGGCCUGUCAGCAGCAGAGAGUCAGCUGUCGUCUUAAAAUACACAUUCCUCGAGGGUCCGAUCAGCUGCAAACCUGCCGUGACUAAGACGAUGCUGAACCCUUCUCUGCAGCUAAAACAAAAUGUCAUCUUAAAUGUCAGACUUAACGGUUCAUCGGCAGCCACAGAAAUCUUUGGGAACGGCAACCAAAGACUUUAAGCUCAGCUGCCGUGUCAAGGAUAAUCCAUCCAACAUUUUUUAUAUCACUGACAAGACCCCAUGAAUUUGUCACUUUGGUGGACAAGAGUGGAUCUUUGUGUUUCCUUAUCUGUUCUGCACAAACAUGGCUGAAAUUCAAAUCCAAAACUAUCAUCUGAAGUUGUGACCCUGAUUUGUUGCUGUUAUUCUACGUUAUUCUCUGCGUUUUAAUUAGUUACCAAAAAGGAACUGACCCACAGAAACCUCAGGGCAACCACAGGCGUACUGGCUCCAUCAAUAUGAGCCCGACGGCUAAUUGUUUCACCUCUUGGCCUCUGCCAGCCUCAUGCUCCCACCGCACUGUUAUGUAAAGACGGGCAGAUUCGAUUUCAUGGUUCUAAACUAGACAGCAGACGCAGGAAAACAGGAAUAAAUGUCUUCAUUCAAAUACUAGACAACCUUCGCCAAGGCCCAACAACACUGAAAAGAACCCAUAUCUCCCUAUAUUAAUUAAAAUAACAUAAUAAAAACCAGGUUCUGCCCCCACAUCCAGAUCCGCACCGAAGGUUGACGGGUACUAAAUAACUUAUACCACAUCCCUCCACCAAGCUUUCAUGCUAACAAACAAACUAACCCACCAACAAAUGAACAGGGGUGACAACAAGGGACAGUGUGGUAAAAAAAAAGCAAGAAUAAGGGACCUCAAACACCAGCCCCCUUUUGCAGCAUUAUGGCUUCUACUGAAAAUGUAAAGAUUUAAAUAAAUCUGAUAGGAACUACAAACAAAACUGACUCAAGUUUUCUGCCUUUAGAUUUAAAAAAAGAUUGACUCCAGUGGAUCAAUAUGUUUUUAUAAUUUUGAAGGUAAAAACCCAGAGGGUGUUGUUUUUGUAAAUUUCCAGACGUACUGUGGUAAAUAGCAGCCAUAUAACAAAAUGCAAUGAGAUUACCCUGAACAGGAUUUGUAAUUGACCUGUCACGACUUGAUGCAGCACUUAAAACGUUUGCACAGCUGUGAUGCAAUUUAGACGAGUGAAUGGCUCAGUGAGGCAAUAGACCAUUUGAAACUGUUCCAUAAAUUACAAAGUUUCAUUUCCGUUCUAACUGAAACACAAUGGAUGAGACUGUGUCCUGAGACAUUGAGAGAGAUGUAUGAGAGACUUUGCUAUAGCCUAACAUAACUGUACAGUAGUCGUAGACAACAGGGUUUCAUUUGAAUGGACUUUGAUAUGUGCUUGUAAACUGUAGAGCAGGAAAAGAAAAGAUAAUUUAGUGCUUUAGUCCUUGUUAAUAACAUGUCAGGUUAACACGAUCAUUUACUGUCUUCAGAAUCAUUGUAAAAUGAAAUGUAGCAUGAAGUAUAUAUAUAUAUUGUCAUUUUAUAGUUUUGUAAGCAGCCGGUCGUUCUACAAGGAUUUUGCAAUUAUUUUUAUCGAGAGGGACAUUUAAAUGAAAACCAAAAUUAAUCGUAAGUGUCUGUGUGCAGUGAUGGAGCCUGUUUUUUAUAUAUCUAAGACACCAAAAGAGCUUCUUUUUUAAGGUUGUGUAACGUUACGACUGAUGAGUUCCUCAGCCUUAAAUCUCCAUUGUUUUAAAGCAAGGUUUGGAAUGAAGUGCAAACUUUUAGGAUUGUGAACAUCUCCAAAAUGAUAACUUGUCAGAAAUGUGUAAGAAUGAGACACAGGAGCUGUUCUAUCGUAGCAUCAUGCUCAUUUAUGGGUAAAGGAAGAGUUGAACAUUCAGGAAAAUACACAAAAUCUGUGUUCUUGAUUAGAUGAGAAGUACGACACCACUGUACCUUUACACUAAACUGAGCUAACAGGCCUAUUGACAUGUUCACUGUGUAUUUCCCUUUCCUUUAAGUACAGGUUUGAAUCCAUCGCCUGAAACCAAAGGGAACUGCCCCCCCCCCCCCAAACAAUGUAAUGUGUCCUACUGGUAAUAUGCCUACAUCCUGUAAAGUAUUUCAAAUUAAAACACCUUUUCAUGUCCAUUAAUUACCGCUCACUUUGCGUCUUCUCUUCAGUCCAUAAUUUCUACAUCAGAAGAACAAUUUGCCGUUU